Molecule: messenger RNA, 258 nt
Organism: Penicillium vulpinum
Lineage: Eukaryota; Fungi; Ascomycota; Eurotiomycetes; Eurotiales; Aspergillaceae
Exons: 3
Coding region: 1-258 (85 amino acids)
Source: RefSeq, a predicted model, not a curated record
AUGUUUUCCAACGGUCUCUUCUCCUGGUUCUCCUCCAAGGAGUCCAGCCCAAACCCUAUUUCGGAUGCUACUGAUGCCACUGGCAUCGAGAAAAAUCAGCCUACCAGCCCAAAGGGCCUCUCCACCGACAGCAUGGUGACCGAGCAGCCCAACCCCCAGGAGAAUAUGCUGAAUCUACGCGGUGGCGGAGCCGGCGAUGUCUGCUGCGGUGUUUGCGCCGGUCUUCUCUGCUUCGAGUGCUGCGAGGAAUGCUGCUAG